Messenger RNA from Cuculus canorus (common cuckoo), 1920 nucleotides. It is a transcript of the gene HNRNPL, whose product is annotated as heterogeneous nuclear ribonucleoprotein L. The transcript is spliced from 13 exons. Gene Ontology annotation, biological process: regulation of RNA splicing; mRNA processing. Lineage: Eukaryota; Metazoa; Chordata; Aves; Cuculiformes; Cuculidae. Gene Ontology annotation, cellular component: nucleus. Bases 1 to 1761 code for a protein of 586 amino acids. The record is from RefSeq and is a predicted model, not a curated record. Gene Ontology annotation, molecular function: mRNA binding.
AUGUCGCGGCGGCGGUGGCGGGGCCCGCAGAGCGGCGAGGGAGGCCGGGGCGAUAUGGGGAAGAUGGCGGCGGGGGGGGGCGGCUCGGGGCGAUACUACGGCGGGGGAGGAGGAGGAGGAGGAGGAGGCGGCGAUGGAGGAGGAGGAGGAGGAGGAAGAGCUCCCAAACGUCAGAAGACUGAAAACGCGGAGCCGCCGCCGCCGCCUCACGGAGGGCCCGGGGGGGGCGGGGCCGGAGGGGCCGGAGGGGCCGGAGCGGAAAACUAUGAGGAUCCGCACAAAACUCCGGCGUCUCCGGUGGUUCAUAUCCGUGGGCUCAUCGACGGCGUCGUAGAGGCCGAUCUGGUGGAGGCCCUGCAGGAAUUCGGGCCCAUCAGUUACGUGGUGGUGAUGCCGAAGAAGCGCCAGGCGCUGGUGGAGUUCGAGGACAUUUUGGGCGCCUGCAACGCCGUCAACUACGCGGCCGAUAACCAGAUCUACAUCGCGGGACACCCGGCCUUCGUCAACUACUCCACCAGCCAGAAGAUCUCGCGGCCCGGCGACGCCGACGACUCCCGCGGCGUCAACAACGUCCUCCUCUUCACCAUCCUCAACCCCAUCUACUCCAUCACCACCGAUGUGCUCUACACCAUCUGCAAUCCCUGCGGCCCUGUCCAGAGGAUCGUCAUUUUCCGGAAGAACGGCGUCCAGGCCAUGGUGGAAUUCGACUCGGUGCAAAGCGCCCAACGCGCCAAAGCGUCCCUGAAUGGAGCCGACAUUUAUUCCGGCUGCUGCACGUUGAAGAUCGAAUACGCCAAGCCCACGCGCCUCAACGUCUUCAAGAACGAUCAGGAUACGUGGGAUUACACCAAUCCCAACCUCAGCGGACAAGGAGAUCCCGGUGGGAAUCCCAACAAACGGCAACGGCAACCACCGCUCCUUGGAGACCACCCUGCGGAAUACGGAGGGCCUCACGGCGGCUACCACAGCCACUACCACGACGAGGGCUACGGGCCGCCGCCGCCGCACUACGAGGGCCGUCGGAUGGGCCCCCCCGUGGGCGGACACCGGCGCGGCCCCGGUCGUUACGGCCCCCAAUACGGGCACCCACCUCCCCCUCCGCCGCCGCCGGAAUACGGCCCCCACGCCGACAGCCCCGUGCUCAUGGUCUAUGGGUUGGACCAAUCCAAGAUGAACUGCGACCGCGUCUUCAACAUCUUCUGCCUCUACGGGAACGUCGAGAAGGUGAAGUUCAUGAAGAGCAAACCGGGAGCCGCUAUGGUGGAGAUGGCGGACGGUUACGCCGUGGAUCGCGCCAUCACCCACCUCAACAACAACUUCAUGUUCGGGCAGAAGCUCAACGUCUGCGUCUCCAAGCAACAGGCCAUCAUGCCGGGGCAGUCGUACGGCCUCGAGGACGGCUCCUGCAGCUACAAGGAUUUCAGCGGCUCCCGCAACAAUCGCUUUUCCACGCCGGAACAGGCGGCCAAGAACCGCAUCCAACACCCCAGCAACGUCCUGCACUUCUUCAACGCACCCCUCGAGGUCACCGAGGACAACUUCUACGAGAUUUGCGAUGAGCUGGGGGUGAAGCGACCCUCGUCCGUCAAAGUUUUCUCCGGGAAGAGCGAGCGCAGCUCCUCGGGGCUCCUGGAAUGGGAUUCCAAGAGCGACGCUCUGGAGACUCUCGGCUUCCUCAACCACUUCCAGAUGAAGAAUCCCAACGGACCGUAUCCCUACACGCUCAAACUCUGCUUCUCCACCGCUCAGCACGCCUCCUAACACACAAAAUCCCCCCUUUUUGCCCCAAAAUCCCCCUUUUUUUCCCUCAAAUCCCCCUUUUUUGCCCCAAAUACCCCUUUUCCCCAAAAAUCCCCUUUUUACCCCAAAAUACCUUUUUUCCCCAAAAUCCUUUUUUCCCCAAAAUCCCUUUGUCCCCCC